This is a messenger RNA of Penicillium maclennaniae, 1194 nucleotides long. It is a transcript of the gene kin28, whose product is annotated as TFIIH complex serine/threonine-protein kinase subunit KIN28. The transcript is spliced from 2 exons. Gene Ontology annotation, cellular component: transcription factor TFIIK complex; cytoplasm; transcription factor TFIIH holo complex. NCBI's taxonomy places the organism in Eukaryota, Fungi, Ascomycota, Eurotiomycetes, Eurotiales, Aspergillaceae. Gene Ontology annotation, biological process: protein phosphorylation; positive regulation of transcription by RNA polymerase II. Bases 1 to 1194 code for a protein of 397 amino acids. The record is from RefSeq and is a predicted model, not a curated record. Gene Ontology annotation, molecular function: ATP binding; RNA polymerase II CTD heptapeptide repeat kinase activity; cyclin-dependent protein serine/threonine kinase activity.
AUGGCGGUCUCUCCAUUUGCCUCGCGCUCCCCUUCGGUGACAGUAUCAUCGCCCAAUGCUGCUCUCAGGCUGAGAGCGGCCGCUGCUCAAAAUACUUCUGGACCUUUGGCUGCGGCAAAAUCCGUGCACAACCAAGAUCGUGAACUUACCGAACAGCUGAACGAUGAUGUUCGACGGAAAUAUGUCAAAGAUAAAAGACUUGGUGAAGGUACAUACGCCAUAGUCUACCUCGGCUACCUUCGCGACCAGCCCUCGUCCUACGUCGCAAUUAAGAAGAUCAAGGUUAAUGCAGAAUACAAAGAUGGACUCACGAUGGACGCGAUUCGAGAAGUCAAAUAUCUUCAAGAGCUGUCGCAUCCGAAUGUCAUUGCCCUACACGACGUGUUUUCUUCCAAAGAUCAAAACCUCAAUUUGGUUUUGGAGUUUCUUCCCCGAGGAGAUCUGGAAAUGCUCAUCAAAGAGGCGGACAUCCACUACGGCGUGGCCGAGGUCAAGGCCUGGAUGGCCAUGCUGGCUCGAGGCGUAUGGUUCUGUCAUGAGAAUUUCGUACUCCACCGGGAUAUCAAGCCCAACAACUUGCUGAUCGCGUCGAACGGUGAGGUCAAGCUGGCAGAUUUUGGUCUUGCCCGGUCCUUUGCGGAUCCGUAUCUCAACAUGACCCACCAGGUUAUCACUCGCUGGUACCGUCCUCCCGAAUUGCUCUACGGAGCGCGGCAGUACUCGGGGGCGGUGGAUGUCUGGUCGAUGGGGAUGGUCUUUGCGGAGUUACUCCUCCGCGUCCCCUUCCUGGCCGGCAACACCGAUGUAGAUCAAGUGACCAAGAUUUGUGAAGCCCUUGGGACCCCAACGGAGGAAAAUUGGCCGGGUGUGUCCGAGCUACCCAACUAUCUUCCACCAGAUACCCACCACCCAUUGCAGGGUCGAGACUUCUUCCUUCGCAUGUUCCCUACGGCAGGUCCGGUGGGAUGCGACUUACUGAUGUCCAUGUGUACACUGGACCCUCGCAAGCGCACCACUGCGGUGCAAGCCCUACGACACUCCUGGUGGACGGUCGACCCCCGGCCAACCAGGAAUGAAGAUCUCCCGCAGAAGCCCGGAACUACAAAGAUGGGCGAGGACCUCGGCGACGAGGCGGCGAGAUCGACGACGGCAUGUUUAAAAAUGCGGCGCGACAAUUGGACUUUGGCGCUAUGA